Alligator mississippiensis (American alligator) is the source of this 2118-nucleotide messenger RNA. RefSeq names its product galanin peptides. Gene Ontology annotation, molecular function: hormone activity. Bases 429 to 827 code for a protein of 132 amino acids. Lineage: Eukaryota; Metazoa; Chordata; Crocodylia; Alligatoridae. The transcript has 6 exons. Gene Ontology annotation, cellular component: extracellular region. The record is from RefSeq and is a predicted model, not a curated record.
CUGGGUGCUUUGCCAGUGGAAUGAGCAGGGCAGGGAAUGCAUCCUGCACCUCUACGCUUCCCCCUCCCUGCCCCAGACAUGGGAGAGCCCUCCAAGCCCAGCUCCUCCAGAGCCUUCAACCUGCCCCAGAAAGGGCCAGACCCCUUGAGGGGCCUCAAGCCCCACUAUGGUCUCCCUAUGGUCCCCAUGGCUCCCCCCUGCCUCCCCAUCCCCACCACCCCCAGGAAGAGGCCUCACUCAAGGCUAAUUAGUCCCAUUUUCAGGACAAUUUUCUUACAGUGGGAGGAAAGAAAUAGCCUGCCUCCCUCCCCACAUGGCUGGUGGGGAUGAUCCAGGUCAAUUACUUUCAUUAUCUCCCCCCCACACACACACCACCACCCGCUGCUUCCCUUCUAUAAAACCAGAGUCCUGCACUCCCUAGUUCUGACAUGUGCCUGGUGGGGACAGAGCAAGGUGAGACUCCUGAGCUGAGCCAUAUGAAUCCACGGGCCACACUCUGCCUGUCCCUGGCUUUGUGCUGGCUGCUGGCUGAGAGCUUUGGAAUGGCUCUGAUGCCAAAAGACAAACGUGGAUGGACCCUGAACAGCGCCGGGUACCUGCUGGGCCCCCAUGCUCAUCACACUCUGAUUGAGAAGGGGGCCCUGGCUGGGAAGCGAGAGGCUGUGGAGGACAUUGACCUCCUGGGGUCAGAGCACUUUGGUGACCCCGUGCACCCCAUGGAUGAGAGUGCCAUCCAUACCCUGCUGGACUCCCUCCCCUACCUGCACCUCCAAGAGCUGGGAGCUCUCGAGCGCUUGGCCUUUCCUAACGGUGCCAUCCAGCCCUGACCCCUCAGGCCCCGUGCCCAGAACCCUGCCUGCACCUCUUCCUGACACAGGCACCAGCAGGCACACUCACUCUCACUGGUACCCCCACCCAUGUUUGCACUUCCACUAGUGCUGGCCACCCUGAACACAGCUGCCCCACUAGCUUGCUUGUGUGUCUUGCACAAGUGCCCACUCCCACUCACACUUCUUUGCAUGGGGGCCUCUCCCGCUUACUCACUCUCACACUAAUCCUUACUCACACUCUGUAGUCCCCACAUGCUUCCUCUUCUCUGCACUAAUACAGCCCUCAGCCCCACUUGCUCACACAUGCCUGCUCUGACCCUGCCCACCCCCCCCCCCCAGCACACUUGUGCAUAGACCUGCACAAUGACCCUCCCAUGCCCACUGUGGCAUGUGGGGCUAUGUGCUGCAGCACUGACACUCUGCAGAUGCCUGCCCUACCCUGCCCUCCCCCUUCCUGCAGUACUACAGCCCCUAGCUCCCUUGUUCACAUUCACAUGUGCCCCAUUGACAUGUGAACUCAUGAUCACCCUUGGAUUCCACCAGCUCCAUGCACAUCAACACACGUGCUAACAGAUGUGCUCAUACAAGCACUGGUGUUCACACUAUCCCUCGCACUCAGGGGUCCUUCCCUAAAACUGCCCGGUGAGGCACUCCCAUCACAUAUCUCUUCACCUCCCACUCCAGCCUCAGAGCUGGUCCAGGGCAAAGGACCCCCAGCCCCUCUGCCCUGCUGGGAGCAGAGUGGGGCCUGGUGGGUUAAUGCAGGGGGCUGCUGGGAGUCUGGACUCCUGGGCUCUCCUCAGUCUCAUCAUCACCCACUUCCCCUGCCUGGCAUGGAGGCUGCCAUCCCUUCUCCAUCUUAUUGCCUCAGUUUCCCUUCCUGGGGAGAGACCCCAACCUCCCCCACAAACACUUCCUUCAGGGUUCUUUCUCUGCUGGGGCGUGAGGCAACCUCCCUCUUCCCACAUUCUCCCUCUAUGCCACAGACACCCCACAGAGACUCCCCACCUGCCCUUAGCCAUAUGGGGCCAUGGAUGCAUGGUGCCAGAUUCCCACUCCUGCCACAAUGCUUUUAACCCCUUGUUCUCCAAAUGGAGUCAGUCCUUCUUCUGGGCUGGGGCUACAGCUAUGACCAGGGUGCGCCCAGCUGCCGGGACAGGGACCAUGGGGCACAGACACCCUCCCCCACACCUAAUUUCAGCCCCUGGCACAUUGGACAAAGGGAACGAGACAUGGCCUCCGGAGAACAAGUGCAGGGAGUGAGAGUGAAUAAACCCUUUUCUUCAGA